GGGAUUGGCGAGCUGAACACCGAUGGAGUCUUCAUUCCUACGAAUGUCGACAUUUUCACUGCAGUACGUAAAGGGUGACUGAACUGGUAGUCAGGUAUCAGGUGGUUUGUACACUUUGCUUAGGCGAGUGCAGAGCAUUUUGCUUGAAGGACUGUCAUGGAUCCCUGCAUGUGUCAAUCUACCUGCCAUGAAUUUCGUGAGCAGAUGAGAACGGAGUGAGCUAGUAUCAUGGCUCCAGCCCAUGUUCAAUUGCAGCGGAGAUUGUGAAGACAAGGUUAUCUUUUCCUCGACAACCGUGGUCUGCCCUCCCCUGGCCGACAGCUCUUCCCAUUCCAACAUUUGCUAGCCUAGCCAAUGUAGACGGGAAUCGUUGUGCUUCACGAUUCCACUUCAAAUUGGGUUAGAGGGUGAUAGCCACCCUGUCACGCAAAUCUUCGAAAUCGAAAUGGGAUGGAUGGCUUGUACUACGUUUGUGGUAAGAUCCUACAGUGUCAGUCUAGUGCUUCAAACUCUAAUGGCAUGAAUCGCCAACCUUCUCCUCUCUGGACAAGGCGGGGGUAUUCAGGGUGGCGAGGACUGUGCAAAGUGUGUCUUGUCCUUGAAGACAUUCGUUGCGAGGCAAGGGUGGGGGUGGCCGGGGGCGGGAGAGAGAGAGAGAGAGAGAGAGAGAGAGAGAGUUGGCUCGAACGCUGCUGCCACAGUUGUUUUCAGAGUUGUGCAAAAACGUUGUAACAUCGGAUCUGUUCUUUGGCCCUUCGCGCAGCACACUUGAAGCAGUUGAAUCUUGUGUAUUCUUCGUAUCCAAAUGCUGGAAGAUGUCAAAUACUGUCUGGAACAAUUCCGUCGUUGUCUGCCAUGUAUGUGCAAGGAGGGUCGAUUGCACUUUUCACAUGAACAGUCAAGGGGGUUGCAAGUUGUUGUCAACGAGUUGAAUCGUAGCAGAUCUUACGUUCCAAGCGUUUCAAGGGAGGUGGGAUUGCUAGGCCCGGUGCAAGAUUGGCAAGGCAGCACGGAAUUCAGGAUGGCAGCAAUGCAUACAGAAAAAGGCCUUACAUGACGGCGGGCUGGUAGGCAGACAGACACAGACGGAGGGAGGAUUGUCACCCACCAAUUGUUGAUUGUGGAUCACGUAGUUGGGGGAUUUACAGCCGUGUGGGCACCUGUCUUGUGGAGAUCACCAACGGCAAAAUCAUCUCUGGCUGGAUCUCAUCGGGUCUUCAGGAACCUAAACCCACUCUUCUGCCCCUCUAUCACCCCAGCAUCACUGAUAGUCCACCCUUCUCAGUACUUUGCAGGCUACGGGUCCUCAGAAUGCCUAACCCACUUCGGUGCCUCGCUAUCACCGAAGAGAACUGCUCAUAGAGUCCUCCCCAAGCAUCACUGGAUCUCAUCAUCUGGGACUAGUCAUAGCUAAGAUCCACGCAAACUGUAAAGCUCUAGCACCUCAGCGGAGUCAGCGGUGAAGCAUAUUUUCACAAACCACCAUCCAGAGACACCUUUGCUGUUGAUGAUCCGUGCGGGCCACGUUGGGCCACGUGGGUACCUGUCCCGCAGAGAUCGCCUACAGCAAAUGCAUCUCUGGCCGGUGCCUUGUAAAAGUACAUUUCACGGCUGACAUGCUAGAGCUCUGCAGUUGGCAUGGAUGUUAGCUAUGCUCCGUCGCUUGAGAAGAUGGGUCGCAGGUCAAGCUGCUAUCGAUGAUCCUAUCAUCAGAAGCCUUGUAUGGGGCACCAAUAACUUGUGCAGUGUAUGCAUUCCCAUGGAAAAUGGAGUGGAACAGCCAUUUUCCUCAUCUGCUUUGCAUUUCCAUGAUGCCAGGCAGUCUAGCUCUGCCAAAAUCGGAGAUUCUGGGAGCUGAGAGCGAACGCUUGAGCAUUGUGGAGACGAAAGAUACCCAGCGCUCGUAAACUUACUUUGGAGCUUGCCUUCAUUCCUGGAGCAGUUCGGAUACGACUUGACGUCUAGUCUUGGGUUGUUAGUUAUCAGCAAGAAGAUGAACAGGAGUUGAUAGUCGCUGAGAAUGUGGCUACGUUGUUAAACAUGGCUGUUCGGGUCAGUGGGGGGACCUUUGUACUUCAGUGCUCGUCAACUUACUUUGAAGCUUGCCUUCAUUUCUGGAGCAGUUUGGAACUCCUCAGGUACUGCUUGACGUCUAGUCUUGGGUUGUUGGUUAUCAGCAAAAGAUGAACAGGAGCUGAUAGGAACUGGAGCUAUUGGCUAUAGCGUUAGAAUAGAAGGACAUGGCUUUUCAAUGGGUGGUGGGUCAGUGGGGUGACCUUUGUACUUGAAAACGAGGACUCGAGGACCUGGUGGACGAUAUAUAUUACGUAUGUUUGACAAGAAGAGAACAGGAGCUGACGGUAGCUGCAAGCAUGCAGCACACAUUAUUGGCUCCGGUGGUAUGGUACAAUGAUCUUCCUGUUCAAAGGGUGGGUGAGCAGCAGGGCGAGUUUUGUACUUUGACAUGACAACUUUGGGUCUGGUGCAUGGUGAUCUGCUAAGAGGGCUGCCAACAUCUGUAGCAAGGAUUCUUGACUCGUCGGCGUUGAACUUCUCCCGGUCAAAAGGCUAUGAACAAACUCAUCUUGGAACAGACAUUCUGAACAAGAAUACAAUUAACAACAACCGUAUGCAGAUCAACAUUGCCUGAAAGAAGGUGGUUGGUGUAUCUGGGGCACAUCUGAAAGAAGGUGGUUCGCGUAUCGGGGGCACAUCUGAUCAUCUUUUUGAGGUCUUCUUCAGUGAAGCGAGGAUGAAGUUGUUCUGCAACCUUCAUCAACACACAAAGGCAGAGGUUGUCGAGGCGAUCUGGAUGUGUUCUGUGCAGAGGGUGUCGUUUCGCAGUCUCGCAGCGGACCCAGGGAGCAAGUUAACCAGGCUUUUUUAUAGCUCUAGCUUGUGCACGGUGGCCAUUGUAUGACCGUGUGCUUGGCAGAGGGUGUUGUUUCUCAGUCUCGCGGUGGACCCAUGGAACAAGUUAAGCUGGCUCUUAUAGCUCUAGCUUGUGCACAAUGGCCAUUAUAUGACCGUUAUAUUGGUAUUUGCCUAUUUCUUAGUCCGAAGCGCAGGUGCUUCCCUGGCAGUCAAGCUUGGGCACAAUGGAUCGGUUCUUCUUAAAGAUGGCCAGCUGCCAACGCAGCUGGCCAGGUGGGCAAGGAGCAAAUUGCUGAGAGAUUGUGAAAAUGACUCCUACAAACUGGUAGUCGCCUAUUUCUUAGUCCAAAGGGCAGGUGCUUCGAUGGCAGUCAAGCUUGCGCACAAUGGAUAGGCUAAGCUCAGCACCAAACUGGAAAGGCAGCUGGCUGGGUGGACAAGAAGCGCAUUGUUGUGAGAGAGUACGAAAAAGACUCCUACAAACUGGUAGUCGCCUAUUUCUUACUCCGAAGGGCAGGUCAGGUGCUUCCAUGGCAGUCGAGGUACAAACUGGUAGUCGCCUAUUUCUUACUCCGAAGGGCAGGUCAGGUGCUUCCAUGGCAGUCGAGGUUGGGCAUAAUGUAUAGGCUCUGCUCAGCACCAAUCUGGAAAGGCAGCUGGCUGGGUGGACAAGAAGCGAUUUGCUGACAAAAGAAUGUGAACGACUCCUAACACAAUUCUUGUAGGGGCUGUGGAAUUCUUGUUGCAUCUCGUCACUUCGGAUGCGUCGGCCAGAAUUCUGAGGCUGACGGAUGAUUAAACUGCCUCAACCAAUGCUAGACAGAGGGGCUGUGGAAUGACCAGUCCAACGUGCCGAAUGGCUGGAUGCUUGGGAGCCAGCAGCAGCCGUCUGACAACUGGAUAGUGAUGACUAGAGCAGGGUGUCUGCCUUGCUCUUAUGCUGCUGCUCAUGUGGUUUUUGAGGAUUGAGUGAGAAGACUGCUUGUACACUUUGCUGUGUUAAAUUCCCGACCGGGGACCUGCACGGUAUGCAGAACUGGGACCUGCACAGUAUGUGGAACUGGGACCUGGACAGUAUGUUGAACUGGGAAAACACAGAAAACGGGCAGUAAACUGGAAAUGAUGGUAUAAGAACGUCUCCGGAACUGUAGUUGUUUUUUUGGCAAUUGGAGGCGAGCUGCAAAGGUCCAUGCUACGGGGGACCGGGAGGAGGAGAUGGAAAACUUCAGCGGGGGAGUAACGUCAUGUCCGUUUGAGGUGGAACUGAGGACUGAGCAAGCAUCAUUUGUCCUCUGCGCUGUGUAAAUGACUUGGCGCCGAAGCUGGCGGAGUAUGUCUCCUGGGUGUUAGUCUAGCACGCGUUUGCGGGUUUGCCUUGCUGUGGAGGUGCCAUUGAUGUCAACAUUUAUGUUCACGAGCAGAGUAAAUCUGCUCAAAUCCUUGUACUUGUGUACUCUUACGUGUCGUUGCACCUUUUCUCCCUUCUUCGGCCUUCAAUGUCCAUUCCCCUCCGCUGCCCUAUUUUUUCUAUCUCCAUCUCUUGAUCUCGCAUUCCUGUUUUUCCCCUCCCUCCCAACCCCAUCUUUUGGCUUCCCUGUUUGGGCUGAACUGCCUUGCCAUGGUUUACGCUUGGGUGUCUGUCGCACGUUGGUCUGCAUCUCCUCCGAGCCAGCUUCUUCCCCUCGUCCAGUGAGUACCUUCACACCACCACUACAACCACCUUUUUCCCCUUAUCUUGUUUUUUUUUUCGGUUGUUUUUCCUAAUCUUUUCUGAAGUUAUUUCCAAUCCUUCGUUUGAUGAAAUUUGAUCUGAAUACUUUCCUAUUAUUGUGUUCUUUCUUUCUUUCUUUUUUUUCGGUCUUACUUCCCCUGCUUCCGUCCCUCCUGCUCCACACUCCUCACAUUUCCUUUUCUAGCUCCGUCCAUCUCCGCGCACAAAUGUCGUCCUCUUCGCUGUCACCCUUUCAUUGCCCGGUUUUUGUACUAUCUAAGCACAUCUUUUGUGUUCGUGUGUGAAAUGACACACGUGUUUGGUGUAUGAAAUAACUGAUCGCUUUGUAUGAUUUGAACCAUAAACUUUCCAGAUAUACACUUGCACCAGAUCUACAUGUAUAUGAUGUGAAGUUGUUAACUAAUGAAGUUUCCAUGGACUU
Molecule: messenger RNA, 5027 nt
Organism: Chara braunii
Lineage: Eukaryota; Viridiplantae; Streptophyta; Charophyceae; Charales; Characeae
Source: the annotation of a GenBank genome assembly